UGGGAAAAAAAAAAACCAUAGUCAGCACUCCACUACUCCGUAGUACGGAGUAAUUCUGAAACCAAAAAUAAAAAAUAAAAAUAAAAAACCCCCGUUUUUUUGACGGAUCGCAGCAGACUCAACUUCGAUGGCUUCAUCGGCGUCGUCUUCUUCCUCCGCAAACACUCACUCUCCUGCAUUUAACAGCACUUAAUAUGAAUCCAUCAAUGGCGAAGCCAAAUUGGAUUCUCUCUCUCCUAAUACUAUGCUGCUUCAUCUUCCCCUCCGUCCUAUUCGCCACCAUUGAAGAAGAAUCACAAAAGGAGGAGUUCAACGAAGAACUGCUACUCAAACCUCUGCCCGAUCGGAAAGUUCUAGCUCAUUUUCACUUCGAUUCGAAAGCUAAUUUCUUCUCCUACAAUGGCGGAUUUCAUCUCCACCUCUUUCCUAAGGCUAUUUAUCAGCUUGUCCAUAAAUUUCAUGUCAAGGAAAUGGAGCUGUCUUUCACCCAGGGUCGCUGGAACUAUGAACGCUGGGGUGGAUUUGAUCCUAUUUCAAGUAGUAAUGCAAAGCCUCCAGGAGUAGAGUUAUGGGCAGUUUUUGACGCACCACCAUCUCAGGUCGAUGCUUUAUGGAAGAAUUUAACUCACACUCUUUCGGGUCUAUUUUGUUCUUCGAUCAACUUCCUUGAGUCUUCAACUACAUAUUCUGCGCCUGACUGGGGAUUUCGGGCAUAUUCAGGCAGUUUGAGGUAUGGUACAUUGCCCCGUGAAGCCGUUUGCACAGAGAACCUGACUCCAUGGCUAAAGUUGCUUCCAUGUCGAGAUAAGGCUGGCCUUGCUGAACUAAUGGAUAGACCAUCUAUAUAUCGUGGAUUUUACCAUUCUCAGAGGCUGCACUUGGUUUCUAGUGGCUUUGGUUCGAAUAGCGUUGAUUCAGAAAUUGAACUUGAACAAACCCUUACUGUUGUUCUACAGCCUUCUACUCAAAGAUGGGCAACGAGUUAUAGCACUGGUUCUGCAAUGCAACCAAGUUGGUCCUUAAGAACAAUAUUUGGAAGGGAAAUCAACAAAAAAUGUAUUCUUGCCAAAUCUAGCAAUGUGUACCUUCAACUUGACAGAGGCCUAGUCUCUGAAAUGAAAAAGAAAGGAUUUCGCCCUGAUUUUGCAACUUCUGAUAUUUCCAUCACUAAUCCAGCGUUUGAAUUGUCACCUUCCCCUGAGAAAAUGAUUAGAGAAGUUGAUAACUUAAAUGAUGUGGAGUCAUCUAUUCUGUAUGUGUUUGUUAUCGAGAAAUAUGUUGAUGCUAAACCAUUUGAUUUAGUACUAACUUGGAAACUUCCUGUAGCUUGGUCUUGUUCUCAAGCACCAUUACUUGCUAAUAGAUUCUUGAUGGGAAGUGGUAAUGAAAGGGGUGCUAUAGUUAUCUCACUGAAAUCUAUUAAUCAUCAUCAGAGUUUGGUGGGUACUGGUGCUUAUGGGGAAAAGUGCAACUUGCAUAUCAAUGUUUUUCAAGUUGUCCCUUGGUAUGUUAAGGUUUAUUAUCAUACAUUACGUAUAUACAUUAAUGGUCAAGUUCAACCUGCUGCAAACGUCACCAGGAAGAUGCGAGUAUCUCCUUCUGAAGACAAGGUUUCUCCUGGAGCAUUGGAGCUUGCCUUGGCAUUUCCCUGCAGUAUGAAGUCAGCCGAGCUUUCUCUGGACUUUGAUAAGGGAUUCCUGCACAUAGAUGAAUACCCACCAGAUGCAAAUCAAGGCUUCGACAUCCCUUCAGCUUUGAUCAGUUUUCCUGAUUUCCAUUCAAGUAUAAGCUUUGCUGAAGAUUCAAGUUUGUCCCCUAUAUUAUCAAGAUUGAAGAAAAGAAGUCCUGCCUUGGCUUAUACAGAAGUGUUGCUCGUGCCGCUAACGACUCCAGACUUCAGUAUGCCUUACAAUGUUAUCACAAUUACUUGUACAGUGUUUGCUUUAUAUUUCGGGUCACUGCUCAAUGUACUUAGAAGGCGGGUUGACGAGGAGGAAAGACGGUUGGAAGAAAGAGCCAAGAGGAAGAGUGGCAAGCUCCGUCAGCAGUUACAGAAGUUGUUUGCCAGAGUGAGGGGAAGACCAUUGGAGCAGCAUCCGAAUCCCUCAGCCCCAUCUUCAUCAAAAACUAAUUCCAAGCUUAUUAUGAAGGUUGGAUUGAUGGUUUUAAUUGCUGUAGUUUGGCAAUAUUACUUGAGAUGAGUAGAAAAUCACCAAUUAAAACUGUUUUUUUCCCUUCCCUUUCUUCUUUGUACUACGUGUAUCUGUUAAAACAAUGUUGAUAUUUGAUGUAGAGAUGAAUAGAAGUAACCAAUUUUGUUUUUUUUUCAAAGAGUGGCUACGGAGUCGAUCAGAAGUCCAA
Messenger RNA from Spinacia oleracea (spinach), 2361 nucleotides. RefSeq lists its product as uncharacterized. Lineage: Eukaryota; Viridiplantae; Streptophyta; Magnoliopsida; Caryophyllales; Amaranthaceae. The transcript is spliced from 5 exons. The record is from RefSeq and is a predicted model, not a curated record. The coding region runs from base 195 to 2201 and encodes 668 amino acids. Gene Ontology annotation, cellular component: GPI-anchor transamidase complex. Gene Ontology annotation, biological process: attachment of GPI anchor to protein.